Messenger RNA from Magnolia sinica, 2469 nucleotides. RefSeq names its product cleavage stimulating factor 64. Gene Ontology annotation, molecular function: mRNA binding. Gene Ontology annotation, biological process: mRNA 3'-end processing. The record is from RefSeq and is a predicted model, not a curated record. The transcript is spliced from 11 exons. Lineage: Eukaryota; Viridiplantae; Streptophyta; Magnoliopsida; Magnoliales; Magnoliaceae. Gene Ontology annotation, cellular component: mRNA cleavage and polyadenylation specificity factor complex. Bases 315 to 1928 code for a protein of 537 amino acids.
AAAAAAAAAAAUGACGUCGAGAGAGGAACGAAAACCUAAGUUACCUAACUAGCGGCAGCGUCAAGAGGUGCGGGCGCGGGAGGAGCUGCUGUACGAAAAAUUCCUCGGGUUGUUAGUACCAUCAUCGAGAAGAAGAAGAAGAAGAAGGAGAAGUAGAAGAACGAGGAGAAGGAGAAGGAGAAGGAGAAGAAGAGGAGGAGGAUGAAAGCUUCUCAUUCUGAAGAUGAUGCGUUUCUUAUAGAAGGGGACGAAGAAAAGAGGAUUUGCAGAGAGAGGAUGAUGCCGAGGAGGAAGAAGAUCAAGCUAUCCUCUUUAUGAUGGCGGCGUCCUCUUCUCAGCACCGUUGCGUCUUUGUUGGUAACAUACCUUACGAUGCCACCGAAGAGCAGCUGAUCCAAAUCUGUGAAGAGGUUGGCCCUGUGGUUUCUUUCAGAUUAGUACUUGAUAGAGAAACUGGGAAGCCAAAAGGUUAUGGGUUUUGUGAGUAUAAGGAUGAAGAGACCGCUUUGAGUGCUCGUCGCAAUCUCCAGGGUUAUGAGAUCAACGGCCGGCAAUUGCGUGUUGACUUUGCUGAAAAUGAUAAAGGUUCCGACAGAAACCGUGAACAGGGUCGUGGUGGACCAGGGUUGACAUCAAACAUUGAUGCUCAGAAACCAUUAGGUGCCCCAGCAAUCAUUGGUGAUCCUGCUCUCCAUCAGCCAAUUGGUCUCCCGUUGGCUGCCACUGCUGCAUCUGUCAUGGCUGGAGCUUUGGGUGGUCCACAGACUAGUAGCAUCUUCUCAAACCUGAAUGGUUUUCAAAGCCAGUCUGGUCUGGGAAAUGAUCCUUUAACUCAUCAUCUGUCAAAAAUGUCUAGGACCCAGUUGUUUGAGGUCAUGUCUGAGAUGAAGGCAAUGGCCACAAAGAACAAGGCUCUGGCCCGCCAACUACUGGUUGCCAGUCCACAGCUGCCCAAAGCUAUCUUUCAGGCACAGAUAAUGCUUGGAUUGGUGCCACCACAGGCGCUGCAGAUGCUGAACAUCCGACAGUCGUCCAGCUCAAUCCCGCAGCCGUCAGUGCAAAAUGGGCCACAGGAUCAGCAGCCAAUACUUCCCUCACAUCAUGGACAGACUCCCCAUGUGCAGAAUAAGAUGCAUAUUGGGCUGCUGCCCAGAAUUCCAGGUCAGGCGUUGCCAGUGCCUCAAAACACUUUGAUUCCCCAGCCUUCUUCUACCCUUCCACCACUGCAUGCCUCCAUGCAACCUCGUUUUCAGCAACCUCAGCAACCCCAACCCCAAGUUCUCUUGCAGACCACAUUGCCGGGGCUGUCUGGAGUCUCGUCGGUCAGGCCCCAGCCACUUGCCGGCUUGUCUGUUCAGCCACAAGCUCCAUCAGCUUCUUCUACAGCUAUGAAGCAGCAAAUACAACCCCCUCUUCUGCAGCAUCCUAGACCAGUUGGAGCUGCACACACGGGGCAUACUCAGUUCCCUCUUCCUCCCAAUCCUUCGGUUUUGCCUCGUCCUCUAUCAUCUCAGCCAGCAUUUCAGCCUGGCUCAUCCAAUCCCCCAGUGUUUGUGGGUGGUGUGGAGACGAUUUCUAGGGAAGCAGCUCAGGGUAAUGCACUCUUGAACUUGCCUUUGGGUUUGGCUGAGAAAGCAAGCACUGCCAGUGAUAUAUUGGAACCAACAAAUCACCCUUCGAAGUUGGCGAGAUUGGAAGAUGGAAGCAGUGCCACUCGCAUGAUGAGUGGGAACACGUCUACCACUGGAUCCAUGCCCGUCCAAGUGUCUGGAACCAGCUUGACAUCUGCAAGCCGGCUGCCCACGUCUGAUGGGUCACUGCAACCCGAGGAAAAAACGCUUCAGGAAGGGAAAUGCCGAGGCGAUUUGCAUGAGGAGAGGGUGAAGAGCUUCCGCCUGAGGUGGAGUCGGCUCUACUGCAACAAGUGAUGAGCCUCACACCUGAGCAGUUGAGUUCCUUGCCGCCGGAGCAGCGGCAGCAAGUACUUCAGCUCCAACAGAUGCUCCGAUGAGUUCUGCCCAGACAUUUUUUUACGGUUUCCUGAUCCCCCUUAUGCCAACCACAGAGGGGUAGCAGCAGAAUGUGGAUGACGGGUGGACGUCAAUUGGUCUUAAUUAUUAUGGGGCCCGCCUUUCUUCCCAGAGCUGUCUCUGUAUUCAUCAAUGUAAAAACAGGUCACGGUAGGCUAGUUUCAUCCAUUAACAUCAUAUCAAUCGUAGAAUGCAGUAAUUGGCCUUGUUCCUCAAGGAGAAUCUUGUUCUGAUUAUUUUCGUGUAACAGGAAAUUCAAUUUGUCAAUGGCUGGCUUGGGUCGAAAAAAGAUGUGUAUGUGUGUGUGUGUGAGAGAGAGAGAGAGAGAGAGAGAGAGAGAGAGAGAGAUCAGUGCUGUUUGUUUCUGCUUUCCUCAUCUCGCUGUUCUUGUUGGCUUGGAGCAUGAAUUCAAAUGCAUCUAUUGGAUUGAGUUUUCCUA